AUGUCAUCACAAGAACAUGAGAUCAGGCAAGUUGAACAUGCAUUGACAACAAUGUAUUCGAAUGCACCACGAGAAGAGAAAGCCACCGCCACUCAUUUCUUGGAAAACUUUCAAAAAUCUAACGAUGCAUGGCAAAUCACACAUCAAAUUUUGAGCGAUAAGAACAAUGGAUCAAAUGUGCAGUUAAAGCUAUUUGCAGCACAGACAUUAAGAUCUAAAAUCAUUUACGACUUGUCAUCUCAGAUCCAGCCGGAGAAUUACCAAGCUUUGAAGGAGUCAGUGUUGAACUUAAUUAAAUUAUACAAUGGAAGUAAUGAAAAAUUGAUCCGUACCCAAUUAUCAAUCGCUUUAUCACAACUUGCAUUACAAUAUUUGGCUUGGAAUGACGCGAUUAGUGAAAUAGUGGCAAACUUGACACUGUCGAGCGAUUUACCAUUGGUUCUUUUGGAGUUUUUAAAAGUCUUACCCGAAGAAUUAUCUGAUGUGAAGAAGUCACAUUUGAGUGAUGAAGAGUACAAUAAAAGGUCACAAGAGUUGAUUACAGACCAAGUGGAGUCAGUUGUGUUGACUUUGAAAAAUCUUGCUGAAAGCAACUCCAACAAUGAUCCUGUUUUAAAUGCAGCUAUUUUGGAUGCUUUGAACAGUUGGAUUACUGAAUGUCCCAUCGAUAAAAUAUUGUCUGUUCACUCUUUGACUUCGUUGGUUUUCCAAAGCUUGUCCAAUGAUACUACAUUUGACAAGGCGAUUGAGUGUUUGGUCACCAUUGUUCGAGAAACCCGUGAUAUUGACAACCAUGAAAUAAUAGACGCAUUAUACCAACAAAUAUUACAAUUGAAUAAGUUUAUGCAUGACAAUGCUGAUAAUUUAGAGGAUCCUGAAAAAGUUGAUGGAUUGACCAGAUUGUAUGUUGAAUGCGGAGAGUCAUGGAGUGCUUUGAUCGCUAGAAACCCACAACAUUUCAAACCAUUGGUUGAAAUACUAUUAAAUUGCUGUAAAUAUGAGGACGAUUUGGAUAUUGUCAAGUACACUUUCCAAUUUUGGUACUUGUUGAAACAAUUGAUUGUUUUACCAAAAUUUCAAGAAGCACGCCAGGUCUUUGGUGAUUGCUACCUUCAACUAAUAUCGAUUAUAAUCAAACAUUUAACAUAUCCAAUUACGUCGAAUGAUGACGAUCUUUUCAAUGGGGACAAAGAACAAGAGGACAAGUUUAAAGAGUUCCGAUAUGAAAUGGGUGAUGUGUUGAAAGAUUGUUGUGCUGUAGUUGGUGCAUCAAAAGCUUUGCAGAUUCCAUUUACCCAAAUACAAACAAUCUUGUCCAAUUCACAAGGUCACUGGCAAUAUCUCGAAGCUCCUUUGUUUUCGAUGAGAACAAUGGCAAAAGAAGUGCCAACAAAGGAGAAAACAAUAUUGCCAACGAUAAUGUCGCUCUUGGUACAGCUACCCGAACAUCCAAAAAUACGAUAUGCUGCCACAUUAGUCUUGGGAAGAUAUACCGAAUGGACGGCAAAGAACCCGGAAUUUCUAGAACCCCAGUUGAACUACAUCACAAAGGGAUUUGAGGUAGACAACAACAAUGAGAUCUUCAUGGCAACUUCGCAUGCCCUUAUGUACUUUUGUCAAGAUUGUUCUGAAUUGUUGGUCAACUAUCUUGAGCAGUUGUACUUGUUGUACGGACAAGUGAAGGACAAAAUCGAUUUUGAGUCAAAUUAUGAGUUGACUGAUGGUAUUGCACAUGUUGUUGCUAAAGUACCGGAAGAAAAUUUAUACAAAAUUUCCGAUAUGUUCUUAGAGCCAUCUUUACAGAAAGUGUCAGAGUUGAAUUCUUUAAAUGAUAAUUCUGACGAGGUUAAUGCUCAAAUUGCUGAUCAGUUGGAGAUUGUAAUCAUUUUUCUUCAAGUUUUGAAAGUGGACGAGUUCGAAAAGCCAUCUCACCCAGUGGCUUCAUUAUUUAUUGAAAAGAUUUGGCCAUUGGUGGCUUCCAUUUUGCAAAAAAGGGGAUCCAUUUUAAAGGUUAGCGAGAAAUGCAUGAAGUUGGUCAAAGUUGCCAUCGAAUCAUUCAGCUCGUACCUUAAUUCCGUUCUACCACAAAUUGCCGAGAUACUACACCAGGGUUACAAACAAACUCAAUUUGGUUGUUAUCUUUGGGUUUCGGGUGUGGUGAUUAGAGUAUUUGGAGACGACGAAUAUUCUUCACAAGAAAUAACAUCAGCUGCUUACAACUUCGGUCUUGAACAAUGCCAAUCAUUUUUUGAGCACUUCUCCAAUAAAGAUGAAGACCAACUUAAACAAAUUCCCGAUGUCAUUGAAGACUUUUUCCGUAUGUUGAAUGAUUUGUUGAUGUUCUUCCCCUUCAAGUUGAUCCCCACCCUUGAUUUACUUGUCUCGAUUAUCAAAACUGCAAAGGUAACUUUAACUGUCAUUAACGAGUACAAUCCAAUCAUAUCUUGUAUCCAUUUCCUUAUUGACUUGAUAUCCUGGGGAUUACCUCACCCACCUAUUUCGUUGUUCGAAAACAGGGAUACUACACCGUUGAAGGAGUGCAUCAAACAAUUUGUAACUGUCAACAACCAUGGAGGCGAAUUGUUGAAAGUUGUGUUGGAUGGACUCAUAUUCAAGUUUCAUAAUGAUGUACAACAAGACGCGAGUGAUUUACUUUUGAAAAUCUUGGUGGUUACUCCAUCAACAGAUUUGGCAAUUAAUUGGUUACGUGAUGUUGUGACAAGUUUGCCCAAUGUGCAAAGCAAUGAAGUCAAUCGGUUAAUUGAUACUGUAUCAGUGGCUAUACCUAAUAAGGAUAACAGAAGAGUUCGUAGUGCUUUGAGGGAUUUCAUUGGUUGGUAUUCAAGAAAGAAUGUGUCCCCUCGAUCUGAGAUAUAA
This is a messenger RNA of Lodderomyces orthopsilosis Co 90-125, 2877 nucleotides long. RefSeq names its product Mtr10p (gene MTR10). The transcript has a single exon. The coding region runs from base 1 to 2877 and encodes 958 amino acids. The record is from RefSeq and is a predicted model, not a curated record. Gene Ontology annotation, cellular component: nuclear membrane; cytoplasm. Lineage: Eukaryota; Fungi; Ascomycota; Pichiomycetes; Serinales; Debaryomycetaceae. Gene Ontology annotation, molecular function: small GTPase binding. Gene Ontology annotation, biological process: protein import into nucleus.